AUGGCACACCCUGUUGACAGGCUGCGCAGCAAGUACGAGGACUUCCAGCACAGAAUGGCGCGGCGGCAGGCGCGCAAGGCGGUGGAGGGCGAUGUAGCCACUGCAGCAGAGGAUGAGAAUGGUCACCCAGCGCGGGCGGCGCUGAACACCCUCAAGGCGGCCAGGCCGCGGGGUCCUCGGGCCAGGCAGGCAGCUGCCACUGCCCAGGCAGCUGGAGGUAUCAGCCGGCCCAAGCGCAAGGGCCUCUUUGCAGCCGCAUCCGACUCAGAGAACAGGCCUUCUGGCGGGCUGGACAUCUUUGUGGACGAGGCAUUCCGGCCCGGCGGAUCAUCUGCUGAAGCAGUGCCAGAAGCCGCUCACACAGGAGAGACGGGCUGGAAACAGCUGGGCACCUUUGAACAGACCCGAAAGGAGAAUAUGCAGCAGCCCGGCAGAUGGGCAGGAGCAAAGUUGAAGCAGAAGCAGUCCUUGAUGGUGGAACCGGCUCCUUCCCUGGAGAUCCAUGUGGACGAGGAACUGGCGCAGCAGCCCUUACGACGCAGGGCCAAGCCAGACAUCGCGGCUGGACCCAGCCUGCGCCUGCGCCUGGACGCACCCGACCUAGAGGAGCACCUGCAGCACGAUCCCCUCCGACUCCACAAGGGUCAGCCACUGGCGUCAGAGGCGAUUCACGAGCCCAUUGCUGCAUCGCGUGAGAGGGCGGUGGCGGAGGGCCCUGCCCCCAAGCGCAAGCGCGAGGAGCGCUUUGCCUGGGAUGCUGAAAAGCUGGAGGGUCCCUCUGGGAUUGAGUUGAGCUUUGAGGAGGUGCGUGCCCGCGACUAUCUGCAGCAUUCCAAGGCUGCGGCGCAGGCUACCCAGCGGUCUCCUGCGUCAGACGCCAUGGACAUCAGCUCCCCAGUCCAGUCGCCUGCAGCCAGGGCCGCCCCAGAGCCGGACCUGCACGCCACACCCUCCCCGGACGCAGCUCACCGCUCCCCUGCAGCUAUGGCAGGCUGCAGUGAGCCGGAUGCAGGUGCGGCCGCACAGCAGCCAGCGGUUGGGGAACGGCUGAAGGCGGUGCGCACGCAGCUGGCGGCCGCGGCAGAGGAGUGCGACGCGGUGCGGCUAGGCCGCGCAAACUCCAGUGCGUCUCCGGCCUCGGACGGCAGCAGCCAGCCGCGCACGCAGCCCUCCUCGCCGGCCUUUGAGCGCUCGCUUUCCGGCAGCCCACUGACAGCCGUCCAGGAGGAGCUGCCCUCUGACCUCGCCGCGGCGGCUGAGGUGCACCAGCCGACGGUUGACGCCGCAAUGGACGUGACCAUCGCGACACAAGCCGCCUUUGCCGCGGUGAACAACAUGUUUGCGGAGACCAUGGCCCUGCCGAGGCAGCGGCAGCCGUCCGCCAGUGCACCAUUCUCCGCAGCAGGCGACCAGCACGGCCUUCAGGGAUCUACAGGUGCAGUGCAGGCAGAGCUGCAGAUGCACGGCGAGGCAACGGCAGCCGCACAGCGCAGCGGGGCCGACAUCACGAUCGCAACGCGCAGCGCCUUUGACGCGGUCAACUCCAUGUUCCACGGCGCGCUGCCGCACGACGCGCCCUGGCCCAGCCAGAUAGGGAACUCCCUGCCACGCCGCGGCGCCGGCCGCGUGUCGUCCGGCGGCGCCCUGCCCGCCAAGCUGAUUGCCGGCCGCCACCAGCCGUCAGCGCGGCGCAGCUCGUUCCGCCGCAGCGUCGCGCCCGAGCCGACCGUCACCAUGGGCACACAGGCCGCCUUCGACACCCUCAACAGCAUGUUUGCCAGCCAGCUGCCUCACGAGAGCGCAGGCGCAGCUGCGCAGCAUGCAGAGCCGGUCAGCCAUGGGGACGAAUUGACUGGCAGAGGACUGCAGGCAGCGCCAGCCGAGCCUGCCCUGGGUGAAGCCGGCCUUGACUUCAGGGUCUACGAGGACACGCAGGUCUUUGGCCGAAAGCCUCAGACAGACGCCAGCGGGGAGCUGGCAAUCUACGAGGACACCCAGUUCAUGCGGGCGGCUUCCGCACUCACCGCCCGCUCGCUGGCAGAACGUGAGGGCUCAGAUUUUUCCGCGGCCGCCGCACCGCCCCAGGAGUCCCCCACAGGCUUCCAGCUCUACGAGGACACGCAAUUCAUGAAGGAGAACGGCCAAGGCGGCCCAGGCGACAGCCUGCAGCUCUACGAGGACACACAGUUCAUCGGCUCUGCCGCGUGUCGCGCCGGCCCCGGUGCCGCACCGCAGCCGGCCGCACAGCAAUCGGCAGGGCUCGGCAUUUAUGAGGAGACAGAGUUCCGUACUGUGGGCGGCGCGCAGCGGGAAGACUCCCCACGACACGCUGGUUCAGGCGUCCUGGAGGUGUACGAGGAUACGGCACUGCUGCAGGGGCUGCAGGCAGAUGCGCGGUUGCCAAGGCAAGAUGUGACGGCCUUCAUGACAGAGAAUGUGGCGCCUCCUGCCAGGCACCAAGCCGACCAGGACACUGGAGACCUGUUGGCCGACGCCGAUGUACUGGAUGUCCUUGCAGACCAGGAGAACCUGGGGACGGCUGAACGCAUUCUGCCUGCGCGCGAUCUGGGCGAUCCUGCAGCGGCUGCCUGCGUGCUGCAGGACUUGUCUUUGCAGCGCACUGCGGCUCUGGGGGUCCAGAUUGACGAGGACGUGGACGCGCUGCAGCGACUGCACCUGGCGGGCACUCAAGAGCCAGAAGGUUUUGAUGUGUUUGACUGUGCUGACGCGCGUGAAGGCGAGAGCGGUAAACUCGGCAGUGGAGCAAGCAGCAGCUCAGCCCACCUGUCAUAG
Coccomyxa subellipsoidea C-169 is the source of this 2793-nucleotide messenger RNA. RefSeq lists its product as hypothetical. The transcript is spliced from 8 exons. NCBI's taxonomy places the organism in Eukaryota, Viridiplantae, Chlorophyta, Trebouxiophyceae, Coccomyxaceae. The record is from RefSeq and is a predicted model, not a curated record. Bases 1 to 2793 code for a protein of 930 amino acids.